AUGCAGAGCGUCGACGGAAAGGCCGAUAACAGCGGUUCGCAAAUACAUUAUCUGUCUAGCACCAAUUUUAAUGGAACAGAUAAUUACUGUGAACAACUUGGGUGGAAAAGACUUCAGGAAUAUAGCCCAAAUCAGAGGUCUUGGAAGUAUCUUAGCACAUUAGCGGAAGGCAAUGCCAUGCAGGAGGACAGCUUGCCCUUUGAAGGUGAAUUUGAAGAAGAAGAAUAUUACUACCCAAGCUUGCCUUUCAUAGCUCGCUUUUCUUGCUUCAAGGCUACGGAAUUGAAGGUGACUUGCUUACUAUGCUACUGCUUAGAAGGAGACAACAUACAUGAUGCUUUCCAUUUGGCUGAGGCAGCAUGCAAGGUUCUGGGUCAGAGUCCCACUAAUUUCCAUGGCAACGGUAAUGAUAAAUGGCUUAUUCCAAUUUCUUGGAAGACUCUAUAUGGACCUCCGAUAUAUAUGUCUCUAUUUUAG
This is a messenger RNA of Rosa rugosa (rugosa rose), 477 nucleotides long. RefSeq lists its product as uncharacterized. Gene Ontology annotation, cellular component: cytosol; nucleus. Bases 1 to 477 code for a protein of 158 amino acids. Lineage: Eukaryota; Viridiplantae; Streptophyta; Magnoliopsida; Rosales; Rosaceae. The transcript is spliced from 4 exons. The record is from RefSeq and is a predicted model, not a curated record. Gene Ontology annotation, biological process: proteasome assembly.